CUCGAUUCAGUUUUCCGUGCAAUUUGUGAUCGGAGUCAGAUCAAAGAUGUUGCAAAGGGCCAAAGUCAUCGCCCAAGUGGCGCAGCAUGCGGGUAUCAAGCCUGACAUCCUGCAGGAAGCCUUGAAACCGACCGUGACGGCGAUUCAGAGAAGUGUACCAAGCUGGGUGUUCCUUGGCCCGCCCGGCGUUGGGAAGGGGACAUACGCCAGCCGUGUCGCAGACGCUCUCGGCAUUGCACACAUCUCAGCCGGAGACCUAGUCCGGACAGUAAUGAAGGAGCAGACAGAGCUGGGUCGGAAGGUGGCAACAGUAGUGAACGAAGGGAACCUGCUUCCCGACUCGUAUGUUCUCCAGUUGUUGCAGAAGCGAUUGCAAGAGGGCGCCAGGAGAGGGGAGGAGGGCGUCUUGUUAGAUGGCUUCCCUCGCACCCGGGCCCAGGCAGAGUCGCUGCUGACCUUCUCAGAUGUGCAGCUGGCGCUCAAUCUGUCCCUCAGAGAAGAUGUGCUUAUAGCCAAGUGUUUGGCGCGGCGGAAUUGCAAAGAGUGCGGCAAGAACUUCAAUGUUGCAGACAUUGACUUGCCGGCGUCCCCGACUGCCCCAGCCAUAAAGAUGCCACCCCUCAUGCCCCCAUCCGGCUGCAUGGCCUACUUGGAACGCCGUUCUGACGACAACUUCACCACAGUGAAGCGACGGUUAGAGGUGUACCAUUCAGAGGCAAAGCCAGUGGAGGAGGUAUUCAGGCAAGCGGGUGUGCUCAAGGAUUUCCACAUCACUGGCGGCAUCUCUGAGACCUUUCCCAGGCUGCUGGCAGCCCUUCAAGCGCGCGGCUCCAUCACAGAAGAGAAGCAGGCUGCAUAG
Molecule: messenger RNA, 859 nt
Organism: Coccomyxa subellipsoidea C-169
Lineage: Eukaryota; Viridiplantae; Chlorophyta; Trebouxiophyceae; Coccomyxaceae
Product: ADK-domain-containing protein
Exons: 5
Coding region: 47-859 (270 amino acids)
Biological process (GO): nucleobase-containing compound metabolic process
Cellular component (GO): cytoplasm; mitochondrion
Molecular function (GO): ATP binding; AMP kinase activity
Source: RefSeq, a predicted model, not a curated record